UACUGUGGUUAUACUAUGGUGGCGGUAGUGUAUGGUCCAAUGAAAAGAUCAAGGUGGCUGCUCUCAAGAUAUGUAUAUACUUCAUGCAUAUUAGAAACAUGCGUGAUGUUCGCGAGUUGGCGGCUUUGGCGGCAAUGUAAUGAGUGUUUAUAUGGCAUAUAUGUAAUACUAUCUGAUACUGUUCCAUUUAUUUGUUAUAAACUACGACGGAGGUUAAUUCAUAUAAAUAUGGGUAUUACUGGGUUACUUCCAUUUCUAGAGAAGUCUUCUAGAAAGACAAAUAUCAAAGAGUUUUCUGGUGGAACGGUUGCAAUUGAUACUUAUUGUUGGUUACACAAAGGUGUGUUUUCUUGCGCCGAGAAACUAAUGAUGGGACAAACAACAAACGCGUAUAUUUUGUAUUGUAUGAAGUAUAUAAACAUGCUUUUAAAAUACAAGAUAAAACCCAUUUUGGUGUUUGAUGGCCGACGGUUGCCCGCUAAAGAGCAAACAGAAAUUAAGAGACGGGAAGCCAGACAAACCAAUCGUCGUAAAGCGAUUGAAUUGAUACAAAUGGGUCAAGUUGCUGAAGGAACAAAUUUGUUGAGACGUGCCAUAGACAUAACUUAUGAAAUAGCAUUGGAAUUAAUCAAACAUUGCCAGAAAGAGAAUAUUGAUUGCAUUACAGCUCCUUAUGAAGCUGAUGCACAAUUGGCUUAUUUAAAUAUCAAUGGUAUAGCUGAUGUUGUUAUCACAGAAGAUAGUGACUUGACAUUAUUUGGGUGUAAGAAAAUAUUUUUCAAAAUGGACUUCAAUGGAAAUGGAGUUUUGAUCGAGCAAGAUCGAUUGUAUCUGGCAAUGGAUAUGAAACCUGAACAAUUUGAUAUGGAGAAAUUCCGCUACAUCUGUAUUUUGUCCGGUUGCGACUAUCUCCCUUCUCUUCCUGGUAUCGGUUUGGGAAAAGCACGAAAAUUUAUUACGAGAAAUACAGAUCGCAAUAUACACAGAGCGUUGACACGUAUAGCCUCCAUUCUCAACAUGAAAUCGCUUGUUGUGACACAAGAAUACAGAGAUGCAUUUAUAUUAGCCGAUAUAACAUUCAAGCAUCAAUUGGUAUUCUGCCCGUUACAAAGGAAACAAGUACGAUUGAAUCGACCCCCGGUUGAUGUUACUGAGGAUCAAUUACUAUAUGCUGGAAAGGAAUUAGAUAUGGACGUUGCUUUACAACUGGCUCUUGGUAAUUGUGACCCAGUUACUUUAAAAAUGGUUCACAAUUUUAAUCCAGACAAAAUUGAACGAAAAAGAAAGCGAGAUGCAGAGAUAGAACAAACGGUAAUUCAAACUAGCAUCUGGUCAAGCAGAUAUAAAUUGAAAACGAAAUAUCAGAUCACUUCUUCCGAAGGUGUUUUAAAUUCGUCAGAUAUUGUUGAAAAAGAAUUUAGUAGAGAAAGGAAAUCUCUAAAAGAUGCAAAUGUUUUGUUAAAUUUGUAUAAUGGGUCACUCAUGCAAAGCAACAAUCUUCUAAAGGAUGAAGAUUUUAAUAAAACUGCUAUCUUGGAUAUGUAUAAUUCGAAUCAAGAUGCUAAGUUGACUGCCAGUCCUAAAAAUUUUCCUGAAAGUUCAGAAGAUUAUUUAUGUUUCGCAAGAAAUAAUACAUCACCAGAGUUACUUAGACAAAGAAAUCCAUUUGUUAAACGAGUGUCAGAUUUUACAACUUCACCAAGUGUUUUGUCUAAUGGAAAUUGUCGAAAAAGAGGAAGAAACUUGAUGCGUAUAAAACGAACUAUAAUAGAUGACAAUGCUAUAAUAGAAAGUAAAUAUUUUUCAAAAGAAGAUAAUAAACAGCAUAUCGUAGUCGCUACUGAGUCAAAAAAUAAGGAAAUUGAAGUCGACACAAAAAGCACAAAACAUAACACAAUUCCAAAUAUGAAAGCGAGUAUGUGUAAUAGCAUAGAGUAUGAUAUAAAUCAGGAAGAAGAAAAACCAUCUAUAAUAGAUAUUGCGCAAAAUACAAGUUUAGUGGAAAAUAUUAAUGCUAAAGUUUUAUCAAACCAAACCGAUUGUUUGACUGAUACUAAAAAUGUUCCUGAAAAAUCAAAUCCUAAUAAGAUAAAUGAUGUGUUGUCAAUGAAACAUGAAAGUUAUAUUUCAGAUGACUUUUUAGUAUCUUCAAGUUCUAACAUGAAAGCUAAUGAUAUGAUCGAUUAUAAAAAUGUAAAUAGUUCACAAAGUAAUUUAUUUAAAUGGUCAAAUACAGAAAAUAAUCGAAUCUCUUAUAAAAGAAAUACAAAUAAGAGGCAAAGUUCAUCAAAUCUGGUAUUACGAGUCAAUUCAGUAACAAAGAGAAAACAAUUAUCUCAAAGUAAGCAAUUGUCACCGUCUCCCAAGCAACAAAGCUUAUUAAGCAUGUAUGGAUUCCAAAAGAGUUUUCUUCGUAGGGCGUCUCUUAAACACUGAUUUUCAAAGUCUAUUAGACCUGGAUAAGUUGCUAUUUUGCAAAACUCAGAGUGUGCUAUCAAUAUUUUAUUGUGACAAAUAUUGACAAGAGAAUAUUCCUCGAAUAUAUGUAUAACAGUGAAUCAGGAUUAGAAGAAAGAGAUAUAAUGACUAAAAAGAAAAGAGAUGUGAUACGUUUGAUUAGACAAGUGAUUAAGUUUUAUUUGAAAAGAGUUGAUUUAUACGUGAAUUCUGCAGAGCAGCUCAAGUUCGCCUUAUAUUGCUUUAUACUGCCAUAUGUAUAUAAACUAUCGCUUAUGUAUUAGCAAUUAAGUAUUAGUCUAAAUUUUAAAACUCUAAUAACAUGAAGAAUCUUUAGAAUACUCCACACUCUACGUGACUCAAGAGGUGAAAUUAUCCUCUUAAAGUUUAUUCUAAAUGCUCAAAUAAUUUAAAAAAUAAUAUUAAAUUUAUACGAAAAAAGGUACAAUAUGUUAUAGAGUUUAUGUAAUAAAAAUAAGAUAAUUGGUUACCUACUAUUAUAUAAAUUGUUCUCUUACAUUGUCCGAUCCUUUUAUACUGACUUGUUUGACC
Molecule: messenger RNA, 3009 nt
Organism: Vollenhovia emeryi
Lineage: Eukaryota; Metazoa; Arthropoda; Insecta; Hymenoptera; Formicidae
Gene: tos
Product: exonuclease 1
Exons: 8
Coding region: 16-2436 (806 amino acids)
Biological process (GO): DNA recombination; mismatch repair
Cellular component (GO): nucleus
Molecular function (GO): metal ion binding; 5'-3' DNA exonuclease activity; DNA binding
Source: RefSeq, a predicted model, not a curated record